CAGGGCCUUAUCUGCCUUGAUCAGUGCUGCCCCCAGCCCAGUGCCCAGCAGGGCCUGGCGCACAGUACGCGCCCAAGAAGUAUGUGCCAAACCAGCAGCCACAUCUUCCCUUGCAAAGCAGAGGAGUAGGUGGGAGUUAUUUAGUGGUGCUACCACUGACCUUCAGGUUUAUGAGCAAAUGCCUUUGCUCAGUUGGCUUUCAUAAAUACUCCUCAAAAGCCCGGCUCCAGGGUUGGGAAGAUGCCUGCCACUGUACUGAACAUGAGCAACCUUGCUGUUGGAAUGACCAGCUGUUCAGGAGCAUCCCGGACCGGAGCCAGGCACAUUUAAGACUUGGAUCUAACCAGUGGCCGCUGCAGAUUGUAGUGCAGCAAUGUCGGUGUUAGAAGAAAGCCGGCCAUUUGCUCAACAGUUAUCCAAUGUCUACUUUACGAUACUUUCACUUUUCUGUUUUAAGCUUUUUGUGAAAAUCAGCCUUGCCAUCCUCAGUCACUUCUACAUUGUGAAAGGCAACCGCAAGGAAGCGGCCAGGAUAGCAGCUGAAUUUUAUGGAGUAACCCAAGGACAAGGUUCCUGGGCAGAUCGAUCGCCACUACAUGAAGCGGCAAGUCAAGGUCGACUUCUUGCUCUGAGAACGUUGUUAUCACAGGGUUAUAAUGUAAAUGCAGUAACCAUAGACCAUAUCACCCCAUUGCAUGAAGCCUGCCUUGGAGAUCAUGUGGCCUGUGCCAGAACUCUUUUGGAAGCUGGAGCUAAUGUAAAUGCAAUCACAAUAGAUGGUGUGACUCCAUUAUUCAAUGCAUGCUCACAAGGCAGUACCAGCUGUACAGAACUUCUUUUGGAAUAUGGUGCCAAACCCCAGCUGGAGUCAUGUCUUCCUUCUCCCACCCAUGAGGCUGCCAGUAAAGGUCACCAUGAAUGUCUAGAAAUACUGAUCUCCUGGGGCAUAGACGUUGACCAAGACAUUCCUCAUUUGGGAACUCCUCUGUAUGUAGCUUGUAUAUCACAGCAGUUCCAUUGCGUUCGGAAGCUUCUUUAUGCAGGUGCUGAUGUCCAAAAAGGCAAAUAUUGGGAUACUCCAUUGCACGCUGCUGCUCAACAGUCCAGCGUAGAAAUUGUCAACUUACUGCUGGAGUUUGGCGCAGAUAUCAAUGCCAAAAAUACAGAGCUUCUGCGGCCUGUGGACAUAGCUACCACCGGCGGUCUUCUGGAAAGAUUACUGCUGCAACAUGAAGCUACCCCAAGCUCUCUUUGCCAGCUUUGCCGACUCUGCAUCAGAAACUACAUAGGAAGAUCAAGACUACACCUGAUGCCACAGCUCCAGCUGCCAACAUUAUUGCAGAAUUUCUUACAGUACCGAUAAAGCAGUAAAAUAAUUCUAAAUGUUUGAAAGUCAAAAAUUUCUAUUUCAUCUGCAUAGUGUCUAUUUCGUAUUAGGAUAUGCUAAAGAUAGGGUAAAAGUGAGUUUGAGACCACACAGGGAAGAAGUGAAUGAAACAGCAAUUUUAAUUUUAAAUGUACUAGUGAGAGCUAAUGCUUUUUGCGUUUUUAUUGCUUUUGGACUAUAUAUAUUUAAAACAUCUAUAUCUUAUUAGCUACUCUCAUAUACCCUUUUGUUGAUUUAGGAAAAAAUGAGAAAUUAUCCAUUUUAUGCUUUUUAGAGUGAAAAAGAAAAACGUGACCUCUUACUAAAAUUAUUCACGUAUUAUAUUUUAAAAUGUCUGUAUUCUUCAAAUAAUUUGAUAACUUUUUAAUUUUUACCCCUGUCAUUGAUUAUCUAUGGAUUUUUUUUAUAUUAAUACAAAAUAUGAGUUUGGUUUGGGACUGGC
Molecule: messenger RNA, 1829 nt
Organism: Equus quagga
Lineage: Eukaryota; Metazoa; Chordata; Mammalia; Perissodactyla; Equidae
Gene: ASB5
Product: ankyrin repeat and SOCS box containing 5
Exons: 9
Coding region: 374-1363 (329 amino acids)
Biological process (GO): protein ubiquitination; intracellular signal transduction; positive regulation of protein catabolic process
Molecular function (GO): protein binding
Source: RefSeq, a predicted model, not a curated record